Molecule: messenger RNA, 5413 nt
Organism: Polypterus senegalus (gray bichir)
Lineage: Eukaryota; Metazoa; Chordata; Cladistia; Polypteriformes; Polypteridae
Gene: fam149a
Product: family with sequence similarity 149 member A
Exons: 15
Coding region: 365-2716 (783 amino acids)
Source: RefSeq, a predicted model, not a curated record
CAGGCGCGCGGUGCUACGCCAGCGCUGUUUAUGAAUCCAGUCUGUUGGUAGACUACUGAAAGACCCUGGUUAGUUUACUCUGUUCAAGGAUACUGAAGUUACUUCCUUAUUUGACGUACAGUAAGUGCGGAAUGUAAUAAAAAAUCUUGGCGUGCACGGCUUGUUUUCUAAAUGGAUGGAUAUAGUAAAGGAGACACAUGAUAAGCAGGAAAUACUACUUCCUCAGUGACUGUUUCCAUUUAUUUUAAAAGAAAAUAUGCAAACCUGUUACAACACCGGCUGCUGCAGUUCCACCAGAGGAAGCCUGGAAUCAGUCCGUUUAGUGUACAUCUUGUAAGACUCUGUAGUUAUCCUCUCCGCUUCCAUGAUGAAGAUCGCAGUGCUGGACUUGGGCACUAUAUUUGCUAAAAUCUUUAAAUCGUCUAUACCGCCCCAAAUUCCUGCCGCACCGUCACCUUCCGUUGGCUGCCAAGAUGAACCUGCUGCGCUCACUUUGCCUUCAGUUCACAAGACUAUGCCUCUCAUAUCUUCAUCCUUCAAGAACGGCAGCUCAGUUCCUAACAGCCCACGAACAGUCAAGAGCAACGCCAGUCCCCUUGCCUUGGUUACAGGUUUGAAAUUCUCAGAGCCAACCGUUAAUCGGAUAUUGGUCCGUCCAGCUCCAAGCUCAUGCCUUGUCACCUUAAACACGAUCAAAUCGAACCCUCCGUGUCCAACGGCCGCUAUCCAGAGCGGCGGGCGAGCCUUACUUGGCAUACCUGAGAACUUCAGAAGGAGCGCGUUGGGCAAGACUGAAGCGAGUGGUAUGGAGUCCCGGCAUCCGGGCAGAAAGAGCUUGUCAAAAGGUUCUGAUCACCAGUUUAUUCAAAGCCAAGCCAACUCCCUUCCUCUUCACUUUACAUCACAUGUUGUUGGAGCCAUUCAAAAUUACCAAAGAAAAGAUUCAAUACCCUCGGACACAUCCAGUGGGCAGACUACACUUACAGAUCUCAACAAUUCUUGGUCUGAAAUUCACAGUUAUGCAACUUGUUUAUCAACAGAAAGAAGCUCAGUUUACUCUUGGAGAGAUGAUGAAUUUGACAAAGUUAACACCCAGAAAAUCCGCCAGUUAUUUUGGGACGUUGAUGAGAUGUUAUUUGAAAGUAAAGUGAGUUCCAGAACGCAAGGCUUGCAAACAGAAUGUAAGGAAUGGACCACACGGUCACCCCACCUCAGGAUUUUGGGUACCCAGCUAAUGCUACCAAAAGAUGAUGGUUUUCAGCACUUUCACAGAAGAAACACAUCUGAAGAGACAUCCUCUCAAAGAUGCCUUGAUAAUGUUUCUGAUAUAAAAGAAAUGUUUCUCUCUGGCCAAAGACUGGAACCAUCUUUAUCUCCUGUCCACAGUGCACUGAUCUCUCCCAAAAGCUUAUUUUCAUCAGACACAUCAGUUUAUUCUUUCUUGGAAGAAGAGAUUUUUGAAUCAGAUGGAAAAAUUGAGGAAUAUUUUGCUUUUGAUUGUAAAGAGAUCGAGGAUGAGGUGCAUGAACUCAGAAGAAUCCCUAAGAGGAAUAAGUGUGGAGUUCCGCCUGUUUCACCACAUGCUUGUAUCAAAGAUGCCGUAACUGCUGAGGUCUUUGAUGAUGUAUGGAGGGAAACAGUUGAGAUUCUAGAAGAACUCAUAAGGAAACACUGGGAAAGCGACUUGCCAGAUGAGGAUUCACAUAUGAUAAAUGUGGAUAACUCCAAUGAUAAAAUGUUACUCAUGCCUCCAUCCCAAACUGCAGUGGAUGAUUUUACAGUAUCACCUUCAAGAAGCUCAGAUGCAAGAAUAAUGUCUUGGUCUAAUUUGCUGCCUCAUCGGGCCUCUAGAAUACAAAGUGCUUUCAACAGUAAUUUAAAUGGAGUUAUGACAAUUCAAGCCAAACCACUGCAGCACAGAUAUUCUGGGUUACUGGAAAAGACUCAAUCUGAAAUAGAAGACAAGGCAACCAGUAAUUUCAACUCUUCUUGCAAUCGAAUAAGUCAACUCAACAACAGUAUUCUUUCCUCAUCAAAGAUGCCAAACACAAUUUUCCGCAAACCUCCUUCUCAGCGGAAACUUCCAGCACUCAACUCUGAUGCCUUGCGAUUAAAGACAGUCAGUGAUGAAGUUCUGAGAGGAAUUAAAAUAAACACUGGUACUGAUUGCUUAUCAUCAUCAUCAUCAUCCGCAAUGCAAAGCAUGCAGAAAAAGCAGCUACCAACAAUCCAUUCAGAAACAUUGGAACAGAGAAUUUUAAUACCAGGAUCACGUCACUUACAAUGCAAAGGAAAAACGUUACACAACAGAGUAUUAAGUGCUGUUCCUGAAAGCACCAGCCAUCGACCUCUUAGGGAACGAGCUAUUGUGCUGGAUCCAUUGUCAAGGCCUAAAACAACUCAUACAUUUAGGUCGGACACUUUAUUUAAAAGAUCUUUAACACCAAUGGAUUUUGCGAGCCACACUCGAUUUGGGAAAGGAUCGUUUACAGGUGAACCUGUGGAUAUUGGAGUGACUGGAUUCAGUGUUGGAGCUCCCUGUUUGGGGUCCAGUACUGAUCCUCUGCUACACCAUCAGCGACAUAAUUUAUCCCAGUCUAUAACAAAGGAUGUUGAAGGAGAAUGUCAACCAUCAUGGGGUCCACAUAACCAGACAAGAGCCUUCAAUCGGAACUCAACAUUUUGGAAAAAGAAAUACCAGAUGGUUUCCUCGUGAUAUUUUUUUCAAUGACUGAAAUUGGUACAGUCUAUAAAAUAUUACAGUUUAAAUGUAAGAAAGACAAAAACAAAGACAAGAAAAGACAAGAAAAUAAAAUACUUACAUUGAUUAUAAUGUUAAAUUAAUUUGCAUUUAAGUCAUGAUGAAUACAAAAUUGUUUAUUUACUGGAAAAAGCAAGUUCAUAAAAGGAUGAAUGAAAUAGUUAUAAAUAUAUAUUAUUUUACACAUAUAUACUACUGGUCAAAAAUUUGGAAUCACCGAAUUUUUCAUAUUUUGGACAGUUACAUUUUUUAUCAACAUAUCAUUAAAUUAAUUUAGACCUACAGCCAAGGCAUUACUAGUGUUGCUAAUGGCUAUUAUCCUUGAAAUUAGUGAUUUUUAAUUUAUUAUUCACAUAUGACUGUAAAGUUCAGUUUCCUUAUAGUAAACUCCCUUACCUUAUCCCUAAUUAGUAAUUAUAAAUGAUAACUAGUUAUUUAAUAAACCUUUGUAAUUAUAUUAGCACCUCCGAAACCUGUUAUUCUGUUCGUUUGCUUAGCAAGGCAUUGGCAUUCCUAAAGUUCAGUUCUGGCUUCGGAAAUGGCCAAACAACUUUCUCAAGAAAUAUGUCAGUCUAUCAGGUAUUUUUUUUCUUUCUCAGAAGGUUAUUCCAGUGGCAGAUUGCCAAAAAACUGAAGGUUUCAUACAAAGGGUGCCUGUUACUACCUUGGCAGAAGAAAGCAAACUGUAUCUAAACAGGACAGAAAAAUAUGAAAAAUGCCCAAAUGUACAACUGCAUAACAGGAUAAGUAAAUGAAAGCCUGCAGUUUGAGAAACAAAUGUCUUAAUUGGCUCCUCCCUUAAAUACAUAACAAAUACCAGUGCCGUUUGCAACAAAGAAAGAUGACUCUAGGAUGUUCUAAGAAUAGUUUAACUAAAGAUGCUAUAGGAGAAAUUUUGAUAAAUACAGAUAUAAUUUGCAUACAUGUCAAAAUGAAUACAGUACUGUGUUUCCAAAUGUCAACUCCUAAUGGUUAAAUGCAAAGGAGUGCAGAAUUAACUCUAGAAUGACAAGAAUAAGAUUCUGACAUCUUCUCAUUCUUCAGUCACUCCAAAAUGAGCUAUAGAGUUUGCAUUGUUUAAUUCUAAUCUUGCCUCUGUAAUUAAUAAAUAAAUGUAGUCAUGUGAAAAAGUAAGCACCACAUGAAAUGUUUAUGCUUUUUUCACAUAUAUUAUAGGAUAUAUCAAGAUUUGAUCUUCAUUUAAACAGCAUCUAUAGAAUAAGGUGAUAUAACAAACAACAUGCCACAUUUACAUUUUGUAAUCCAUUGUAAAAGUUAAAUAAACAUAAAUGCAAAUUCCACAUGUUGAGAAAGUACACCCCAACAAUUAUCACUACCUCAGAUAUCUAAAAUUAAAACCCAAAACACCAGAUUAGGUGUAAAUGAUUAGAACAUCAUUAGAGAGAAUCUUGGAGGAACCUGUCUAAUUUAAACCUGAGACAUUUAGUUUAGUUUGCUCUUUGUUACUGAAGUGUGUGUUAUCACCAUGAUUGAAAGAGAUCUCUAGGGCCUUCAGAAAGAAGGUUACAAAGCCCUAUGGGUCUGCGUAGGUAUUUUAAAAGUUCUCCAAACAACUGGAAAUCAGCCUUUCCACUGUACAGCAAAUCAUCUAUAAGUGAAGAAGAUGUGAACAAGCUGCUGAUUCAUCCAUAUCUGGCCAUCCCAGCAAGUUCAACUCAAGAGCAGAAUGCAAGAUGCUGCAAAAUGUCCCUAACAACCCCAGAAUUUCAUCAUGGGACCUAUAGGUUAAAGUUGCCAUGGUUGAUGUCAAAGUGCAUGAGUUUACUAUUAGAAAGAAGCUACAGAAAUUAGAUCUACAUUUGCCAGCAGAAAAACUUUGCACUCCAGAAAGAAUAUCAAAACAAGACCAAAGUUUGCCCAUAAACACCUAAGCAAAGACCAGGACUUCUGAAGGAAUUUGCUAUGGACAGAUUAGGCAAAGAUAGAAUUAUUUGGCCACAUCAGAAGACAUGCUUGACAGAAACCAAAGACAGCAUUUGACCAAAGGAACCUAAAACCAAUUGUAAAGCCAAGUGGUGGAAAUGUUAUUGUUUGAGCUGGGUAGCUCACCAAUACAGAAUCAACUAUGAAUUCUUCAUUGUGUCAGAAGGUGCUUGAGGAUAGUGAGACAACCUAUCAGAAGACUGAAGCUCAACCAAAACUGAAUUUUGAAGCAUGACAAUGGCCACAAACAUACCAGUAAAUCCACCAAGGAAUGGAUUGAAAGAAAGAAAUGGAGGAUUUUGGAAUGGCCGAAUGAUCUGAAUCUCAUUUAGAUGGUGUGGGUGGAUGUGAAGCAAGCUGUGCAUGCAAGAUGCUCCUCAAACAUUACACAGCUUAAAGAAUUCUGCAUGGAAUAAUAUGGGAAAAACUCUCUUUAAGUUGAUGUUAGAGACUGUUAAGACAGUUGAAGGAAAUGCCCACUGCCAAUGAGGGCAAUACCAGCCAAGGGUUCACUUUCUAUACUUUUACACAGUUGGAAAAAGAAUGUCAGUUCAUUUUGUGUUGAAUUCUUCAAAGUCAUAUUUUCUUUUUUUUUUAAUCAUAUCACUUUUAUCAAAAAGUACUGAUUAAACAAAUAUCAAAUGUUGAUAUGCCCACAUAUUUAAAAAAAAAAAAAAACACUUCAUGGGGUGCACUUUCUUUUUUACA